AUGGGCGGAAUAGUGCCUAAGGUUGCUGCGAAAUACACUGAGAUACAACCACCUAUUCCUAUAAACCCGCAUAUCGAAUCCCAAAGACAAGUUGUGGGGUACGAUUAUGAGAAUGACAACAAUUGCGGGAAUGAAUUGCAAACUUUGUCUUUGCAAUCCAUCUUCAUCAGAGAAUCCUUCUAUUUCAGAGUAUCCAUCUACAUCAGAGAAUCCGUUUUCUGA
Sungouiella intermedia is the source of this 222-nucleotide messenger RNA. Lineage: Eukaryota; Fungi; Ascomycota; Pichiomycetes; Serinales; Metschnikowiaceae. The record is from the annotation of a GenBank genome assembly.